Vigna angularis (adzuki bean) is the source of this 942-nucleotide messenger RNA. RefSeq lists its product as uncharacterized. NCBI's taxonomy places the organism in Eukaryota, Viridiplantae, Streptophyta, Magnoliopsida, Fabales, Fabaceae. Gene Ontology annotation, biological process: translation. Gene Ontology annotation, cellular component: ribosome; mitochondrial small ribosomal subunit. The transcript is spliced from 5 exons. Bases 1 to 942 code for a protein of 313 amino acids. The record is from RefSeq and is a predicted model, not a curated record. Gene Ontology annotation, molecular function: structural constituent of ribosome; RNA binding.
AUGGGGGAGACAGGAUUGGAGGGUGUGGUGGAAGGAAUGGUGGAGAAGGGAGGGAUUGGUAGUGAGGAGGGAAACAAGGUGGUUUUGGGGGAUGUAGAUAGAAAAAAGGGUGGUGAGGGAAUGAUGAAGUUAAGGGAGAGGGGAGUGGAGAAGGGAAGGGUUGUAGGAGAGGAAGGAGGGGAUAAGGGAAGAGGGGAAAUCAGAUCAGUACGCUUCAAUAAGGUGUGUCUGACGUGUGUUUCGUCACGAUUUAAGAAGAAACUUGACAAAAAUAACAAUGAAGACAAUGAUGGUCAACCGGUUAAGGUCAUGUGUAUUGUGAAAUCUUCUCCCUCCCAAAACCUCUCGACCCUAAUCUCAACGGUGGCCAUCGACACCUCCGACAACGUCAACCCAUUGGAAGACAUUGACUUCAACCCCCUGGAGCCUGCGGAGGGAUUUGUCGCCCCUCCCUCCUUCGACGAUGGCCCCCUCAAGACGGAGGACGAGAUCGCCGCAACCUACGAGGAGCUCUACGGCCCCACCUUCAACGGCGUUUCCGUGCUCGGGAAUGACGUCUUCGAAAUGGACGCCCUGGUGAAGCGGGACACGGGGUUCGGGUCCAACUCGAAGAAGGAGAAGGUCCGCGACGGGUUCGAAGAUAGGGUGGUCCAGGUGAGAAGGGUGACGAAAGUUGUUAAGGGAGGGAAGCAGUUGCGCUUCAGAGUUGUCUUCAUUGUCGGCAACAAAAAUGGCCAAGAUUGCAUCGGAGUUGGCAAGACCAAGGAAGUCGUCGCCGCCAUUCAAAAGUCUGCAUCCAAUGCCAGGAGGAACAUCGUGAAGGUGCCAAUGACUAAGUACUCCACUUUUCCCCACAGUUGUAGUGGUUUUUGGAGGUUUAUGUUUCCAAAUGCAAAGUCUAGUGCUGCAUUACAGGACGAGGUUGAGAACGCCCUUCGGUAA